GACAUAAGUUCCCUAAAGACACUAAGGAAUCCUCAAGACCAAUCUUAACAGACACUGUGGCUACAUUCUUGCUGGUACAGUUGAAGAGUUCCCUCCUUCAGACACCUGUUUAAAGAGAUACUGGCACAAAAAUGCCUUGUGCUAGGCGGAGAAUCUGGCCCCAGGCAUGAAAAACGCUGUUAAGAUUUGAGAAUAAAAUGUAGUAAGAUUAAAGUUGCAAUGACUUCAUCGAGCUUGAGCUUGCAAAAACCCCAACAGAGCAGCUCUCCUGCAUGAUUUCUCACCCUCCCGCCCCCUCCCUGGCCCCUUCAUUAUAAUACCUGUGACUGGCUAUUAUAUCAGCAUUUCCAAUAAAGUAAAAAGGGGAAAAUACAGACCUGGGCUUUCAUGGAAAGUAUUCUAACUCACACAACUAGAAUAUCUGCCUUAAAAAAAAAUUAUGGUUUUUAGAUCUUUAACUUUUCCUACAGUAUCUCAGUACCCAAAUUUUGAAAAGCAUCUUUUCUGGGGAAUGAUAUUUCCUAGCACAGGGUAACAUAGUCUUUGCCAAGUGACUCAGUUCAAUGUAUAUAUGUAUUUUUCAAUGUCAAGUGGCCCAAACUUACAUAGAAGUAGUGGGCACCUGGUAUCAGUUUGAUGUCAGGGUUUUUCCAGGUUUGCAAGAGGGAGCUUUAAAUACGACUCGAUUUCAAGGCAACUACAAGCCACCCUGCAGCUCCAAGUCAAGAUGCUCCUGUCCGUGGUCCUUGCCUCUGCCCUGCUUCUCUGCUCUGUGGCCAGCCAGAGGUGUUCGACCUUGUCAGGGAUCCAUGAUGUCACGUACCUCAUUAACAAACUGCAGGAACAUCCACCUUCAAAAUGUGGCUGUGGCACCAACGUGACCGAUUGUUUGUGUCUGCCCAUUCCUUCUGACGACUGCACCACACCGUGCUUCCAGGAAGGGCUGUCCCAGAUGACCAACUCCACGGUGCAAACAAGUUUCCCCCUUAUUUUCAACCGACUAAGAAGAACCGUCAAAGACCUAAAGAGCAGCAAGUGCCAGUUUUUUUCCUGUGAACAGCCGUGUAACCAAACUGCAACAGGCAACACGCUGACGUUCCUGAAGAGUCUCCAGGAAAUUUUACAGAAAGAAAGGGUGAAAGGCACAGUAUGAAGAUGAAAUAUUAUUUAUGCUAUUUAUUGAAUUAAAAAGCCUCUUCUUUGAGUUGGGGCAGGUAAAAACAUUAAG
Molecule: messenger RNA, 1228 nt
Organism: Neofelis nebulosa (Clouded leopard)
Lineage: Eukaryota; Metazoa; Chordata; Mammalia; Carnivora; Felidae
Gene: IL9
Product: interleukin 9
Exons: 5
Coding region: 728-1153 (141 amino acids)
Source: RefSeq, a predicted model, not a curated record